Sphaerodactylus townsendi is the source of this 4387-nucleotide messenger RNA. It is a transcript of the gene CORIN, whose product is annotated as corin, serine peptidase. Gene Ontology annotation, molecular function: protein binding; serine-type endopeptidase activity. Lineage: Eukaryota; Metazoa; Chordata; Lepidosauria; Squamata; Sphaerodactylidae. Gene Ontology annotation, biological process: regulation of blood pressure; acrosome reaction; peptide hormone processing. Gene Ontology annotation, cellular component: membrane. The record is from RefSeq and is a predicted model, not a curated record. The transcript has 21 exons.
AUGUCUCAAACUGGUUCAAAUGUAAUUUCUUCAACAGACAACAAAGUGCCGCCACCCUCUUGGACCACAAAACCAUUUUUUCAUGUUGAUCAAAACUUUAGUGUUGUCUCUCACACUCCGACACUGCAAACUACUCCUACAAAGGAAACAGUUCUGACCAAAGCUCCUGGAGACAAAACGUCGUCAUCAUUCAGUACACAGGAAGAAGCUCCGUGGUCCACUGACCCACCCAUUAAGGUCAUAGACAAGAUGCCUACUGUGCCUGCGUUGAAGCCCACAAGUCCCCCUGGGCAAGGAACGGAUUUGAAAAAAAGUUCCUGCAUAAAUAUCACCUACAACCAGUGCCAGAUGCUGCCCUAUAACCACACUACUUUAACUCCAGUCCUCUCUAUUGUCAAAAGUAUUGAAAUGGAAAAAUUUCUCAAGUUCUUCGGUUAUCUCCACCGCCUCAGCUGCUACCAACACAUCAUGCUGUUCGGCUGCAGCCUUGCUCUUCCUGAGUGCAUCAAUGAUGGUGAUGACAGUUAUGGAAUCCUGCCUUGUCGAUCAUUUUGCGAGGCUGCGAAGAAAGGAUGUGAACCAGUUCUUGGGAUGGUGAACUCUUCGUGGCCGGAGUUCCUUGCAUGUUCACAGUUCCAAAACAAGACAGCAAAUGACAAUAACACCAGGGUCUGUUUCUCUCCACAAGAGAGAGGAAAGCACUUGCUUUGUGAAGGGGAUGAAAGCUUCUUGUGCUCCAGUGGGAUCUGCAUCCCAGGGAUACUUCAGUGCAACGGCUACAAUGAUUGCGAUGACUGGAGCGACGAGACACACUGCAAUUGCAGUGAAGAAUUAUUCCGCUGCAACACAGGAAAAUGUCUCAAUUAUACAUUUGUUUGUGAUGGGUAUGAUGACUGUGGAGACCUAAGUGAUGAGCAGAAUUGUGACUGCAAUCCAGUGAUACAACACCAGUGUGGAAAUGGGAGAUGCAUAACAAUGGACUGGGUGUGUGACGGUGACCAUGACUGCCCUGACAAAUCAGAUGAGGUCAACUGUUCAUGUCAUAGUCAGGGACUUGCAGAAUGUAAAAAUGGACAGUGUGUUCCCAGUGCAUUCCGGUGUGAUGGAGAUCAUGACUGCAAAGAUGGAAGUGAUGAAGAAAACUGCAGUGAAAGUCAGAUACUGUGUCACCAAGGAGAUCAGAAAUGUACUUCUAGAUCCUGUCCUGAUUCCUGUAGCAACUCUUCUCUCUGUAAUGUGAAUAACAGCAGUGUAGAUUGUAGUCAGUGUGAACUAAUUACAUUGGAACUGUGUAUGAACCUGCCUUACAAUUAUACUAAUUUCCCCAAUUACUUGGGCCAUCGAACACAGAAAGAAGCGUCCAUCAGUUGGGAGUCCUCUCUCUUCCCAGCUUUGGUUCAGACUAAUUGUUACAAAUACCUGAUGUUUUUUGCUUGUACAAUCUUGGUGCCAAAAUGCAAUCCUCAAACCAACCAGCGAAUCCCGCCAUGCAGGUAAUGUUUUAUAGCUAGUAAAAGGAGAUGCAGUGCAGUCCUUGGGAUCGUGGGCUUACAAUGGCCUGAAGAUACUGAUUGUACACAGUUCCCAGAAGAAAAUUCGGGAAACCAAACCUGUCUAACCCCUGAUGAGGAUGUAGAAGAGUGCUCACCCAGUCACUUCAAGUGUCGUUCAGGGAGGUGUGUCUUAUCCUCCCGAAGAUGUGACGGGCAAGCAGAUUGUGAAGAUGACAGUGAUGAAGAGAACUGUGGUUGCAAAGAACGAGGCCUUUGGGAAUGUCCUGCGAGCAAACUGUGUAUCAAACAUGCAAUGAUAUGCGAUGGCUUUCCAGACUGUCCUGAUAAGGUGGAUGAAAAAAAUUGUUCAUUUUGUAAAAAGGAUGAGCUUGCCUGUGCUAACCAUGACUGUGUGCCCCAUAAAGGGUGGUGUGAUGGGCAGAUAGACUGUGCAGACAAGUCAGACGAAUGGAACUGUGUGACUGUGUCUAAAAACAUGAGCUCCUUGAUGUUUCUGACUGUCCACAGAUCAGCAACCAAUUACCAUGUAUGUGCAGAUGAAUGGGAAGAAAAUUUAAGCCAAAUGGCAUGCAGACAAAUGGGUUUAGGUGGGCCACCUGUGACAGAACUUGUACCAGAAUAUGAACAGCUGCAGCAUGAGAAGUGGCUGAACCUACAGUCUGAAUGGGAAAGCAAAAAUGCAUCGACAAUCCAGUCUCUUUUAGUGACAGGGUUGCCCUGCAGAAGCAACAGCGUGAUUUCCCUUCUGUGCACCAAAGAAGACUGUGGGCGUCGCCCGGCAGCACGUAUGAGUAAGAGGAUCCUUGGGGGCAGGACCAGUCGCCCAGGACGAUGGCCGUGGCAGUGUUCCUUGCAAAGCGAGCCAAGUGGGCACAUUUGUGGCUGUGUUCUCAUUGCAAAAAAAUGGGUAUUGACAGUAGCACAUUGCUUUGAGGGGAGAGAAAGCCCUGCGGUAUGGGAAGUGGUUUUUGGCAUCAACAACUUGGAUCAUCCUUCAGUCUUCAUGCAGACCCGCAAGGUGAAGACAAUUAUCCUGCACCCCCGGUAUAACCGAGCUGUGGUGGACUAUGAUAUCAGCAUUGUGGAACUCAAUGAAGACAUCAACGAGACAAGCUAUGUCAGGCCAGUCUGCCUGCCCAGCAGGGAGCAGUUAGUUGAGCCAGAUACCUAUUGCUAUAUCACUGGCUGGGGACACAUGGGCAACAAAAUGCCUUUCAAGCUUCAAGAAGGAGAAGUUCGUAUUAUUUCCUUAGAACAGUGUCAAUCAUACUUUGAUAUGAAGACCAUCACCGCUAGGAUGUUAUGUGCAGGUUUUGAAUCUGGCACUGUGGACUCCUGCAUGGGUGACAGCGGAGGACCCUUGGUGUGUGAACAGCCUCCUGGACGCUGGACAUUGUUUGGCUUAACUUCUUGGGGCUCUGUCUGCUUUUCCAAAGUUUUGGGACCUGGAGUUUAUAGCAAUGUGUCUCAUUUUACUGAAUGGAUUGAAAGGCAAAUCUACAUCCACACAUUUCUGCUCCGCUGACUCGUACAGACAGAAAUACAGUGCAGAGUGGAAGGGGAAAAGAAAAAGCAAAGCCCAGGAGCACAGAAGAAAUGAAGAUGUCAAGCUGAAGAACUCUGGUAAAUUAUAAAUUCUAAGCAUUACAAGUGUCUGGCAGUGGAACAGAAUCAAAUAAUUUGUAAGUCUUCAGGUGGCAAAAGUACUUCUAGGUAGAAAUCAUUUUUUAAAAAUCCCUUCUGGCAUUUUCUUUAGCAGAGUUGUAUUAUAUUUCUCUCACACUCAUUCCCUGACACACAGAGAAGAAGAAUCAACCAGUUUAUCAUGUAAUACUAUGCCUUUCAGACACUUUUGCAAACUUAUUAGCUUUCUAUGAUGUCAAGAGAGAAAAACCAUAUAGUGCUGAAGAGAUUGACUUCCUACUUGGACCCUGAUCAAGUUCCUAAGGGUCCAUUGAGCUAUGGGGGAAAUAUUUAGGAGGGGGAUAGAUGAUUGCAGCAGUGGAAUGCAGUUCCAUUUGUGCAUAACAGCAUCCAAGUCAAAGUUUUUAGUCUUGAGCACUUGCAGCAAAGCCAUCUGUGCAUUUACAAACGUGAUGGGCAUAUCUGAAGAAGAGUAACUCUUUUUCUGACUCCAGCCCCCACCCACCCCUGUACUCGCUUGCUAAGAGAUAAUUAUUUGGGUGUGUCAGAUGUGAUUAAACUAUGAGUAUAUUCAGUCCUGAUAUUUAUUAUUUAAGUCAAUCAUAAAAAUAAUUUCAAGGAAAAAACAAAAUACAGAAAAGGCCAAUCUGAUUAGUAUGGUGAAAGACUUGCCCACUUUAAAGGAAGGGUUAUCAGAAAGUUGUAUAAAGAAUUUCAAAUUAAGAAUCAUCAAUAUAAUCCACAGUAUGGGGAAAAUAUAUUAUAUGAGAUAUCAACAGAAAUAAUGUUGUUCAACCGGCCUCUCCUUCUGUACUUCGCUUAACACCACCAAUCAACAGCCUUAAAGGCACAGAUCUUGGUGACAUUCUUUUCCCCUUCCUUUGCCCCCCCCCCCACCAAUCAACAGCCUUAAAGGCACAGAUCUUGGUGACAUUCUUUUCCCCUUCCUUUGCCCACAUACACACACUCACACACACUCACUUUCUCUCGCUGUUGCUGCAAGGGAGGGGCUUGUUUUUAAAAUAGAAGUUUGUCUAAAAGAAAGUUUUAAGAAUGCCCUCCUGAUCAUUGGGGAGGGCAGAAGCAGAGUGGAGAGGUGGGGUGGAGCCACUUGUGCAGUUCCUUUGCAAAAGCCUACUCUGUUAUAACUAUAACAAUGUGCUGAUAUAAGCAUUUAGACAAGCAGGGAAGAGUCAGCAGCAGGGAAGAGGGCAAGGGGGAAGCAUGCA